Messenger RNA from Hyaena hyaena (striped hyena), 3233 nucleotides. RefSeq names its product ring finger protein 149 (gene RNF149). The transcript is spliced from 10 exons. The coding region runs from base 151 to 1350 and encodes 399 amino acids. Lineage: Eukaryota; Metazoa; Chordata; Mammalia; Carnivora; Hyaenidae. The record is from RefSeq and is a predicted model, not a curated record.
CGCCUGCCGCCUGGCCUGGCCCUUCACGGUUCCGCGGAGAGCGCGAUAGUCUCCUCGCUCUCCGGCGGCUCGCACGCGCGCGUCCUCUGGCCCCCGGGAGUCGCGCAGCUCCCGCCCCGGUCUCCUCCCCGACUGCCCGGCGGUGGGGCCAUGGCUUGGCGGCGGCGGUCCGAGGCCGGCGUCGGGGCCCGGGGCACGCUGGCGCUGCUGGCGCUGGCUGUGUGCGCGCCCGGGGCCCGGGGUCGGGCGUUCGAGUGGUACUCCGCCGUGGUGAGCACCGAGUACGUCGACCCGCACACGAACCGCACCGUGUGGAGCGUCUCGGAGAGCGGCCGCUUCGGCGAUAGCUCGCCCAAGGAGGGCGCGCAGGGCCUGGUGGGCGUCCCGCGCGCGGCGGAUCGCGACCCCGAGGGCUGCGCGCCAGAUACGCGCUUCCUCGUGCCCGCGCCCGGCGGCCGAGGAGCCGCGCCCUGGGUCGCCCUGGUCGCGCGCGGUGGCUGCACCUUCAAGGACAAGGUGCUGGUGGCUGCACGGAGGAACGCCUCAGCCGUGGUCCUCUACAACGAGGAGAGCCACGGGAACCUCACUGUGCCCAUGUCCCACGCGGGUACCGGAAAUAUAGUGGUCAUUAUGGUUAGCUACCCUAAAGGAAGAGAAAUUUUGGAUCUGGUGCAGAAAGGCAUUGCGGUGAAAAUGACCAUAGGAGUCGGCACCCGUCACGUGCAGGAAUUCAUCAGUGGUCAGUCUGUGGUAUUUGUGGCCAUUGCCUUUAUCACCAUGAUGAUUAUCUCAUUAGCCUGGCUGAUAUUUUACUACAUACAGCGUUUCCUAUAUACUGGCUCACAGUUUGGAAGUCAGAGUCACAGAAAAGAAGCUAAGAAAAUUAUUGGCCAACUUCCACUUCAUACUGUAAAGCAUGGAGAAAAGGGAGUCGAUGUUGAUGCAGAAAACUGUGCAGUGUGUAUUGAGAAUUUUAAAGUGAAGGAUGUUAUCAGAAUUCUGCCGUGCAAGCAUAUUUUUCAUAGAAUAUGCAUUGACCCAUGGCUUUUGGAUCACCGCACGUGUCCAAUGUGUAAACUUGAUGUCAUCAAAGCCCUGGGAUAUUGGGGAGACGUGGAGGAUGUGCCGGAGACGCCUGCUCCAGAAGCUACCGCUGGGAGUGUUUUGGCUGCAAAUUUGAGUAUUUCACUGCAAGAGGAUGACCGGAGCGAGGGGAGCAAUUUCCCGUCCUCUUCCACUGGCGAGUCUGCCCCGCAGUGUGAUGCCAGCUUUAAAGAAGAUGCUGGUGAAAACACAGCCUUGCUAGAAACGGGCAGAAGCGACCUUGAACAUGGAGGGCCCAUCUCCUAGCGCACAUCCUGGUGACCGCAUCAUGGACAGAGCUUUUUGGCUUCAAUUAAAGGACUUUUUUUUUUUUUUUUUUUUACUUCACAUAGUUUGUAUAUUUGAAAAUAAUGUACAUUCUUUUAUCUUUCAGGUUCUGAUUUGUUAUACAAAGGGCUAAGAUAUUUUAUUCUUAAAGAGACGUUUUGAUUAGUCUUAAUAUAUUUAUCUACUAAAGUAUAUCAUUUACGAUAAACAGUAUGUUGUUUUGGACUCUUACAGAGGAGACCACUAGGAAGUCCCUCUAAAGGGGGCAGCGGGGUGAGGUGUUUAUGAAUACUAAACUAGCUACUACGGUACUGUACGAAUGGGAUUAAUUUUGUUUCUCAAGGAUGGUUUUAGACUGAGCUACUGAAUUUAGACUGGCGGAAGUAGAAUUAUAUAAUUCACUUCAGUAAUUGAUCACAAGUUUUCCUGGAGGAAAGGCUCGAGAAAUCUACAGCUUUCUCAAACUUCUGUGUCAUUAUAUAGACUUUGGAAUUAUAGGAAAAGCACUAGAUGACUUUACGAUUUGUGUUUUCUCUUUUUAAUCCCUAAUUGCUUGUGAUACUUUAAAGGAGAGGAAAAUUUGUCCAUUUUUUUCUACAGAUGAAAAGCUAAGAUCCUUUAUCACAUGAGCAAUUAAGUUUUUCAUUGCCUUAAGGACAAUAGAGUAGGCAGACUUUCUUAUACAUGAUGACCGUACUGCUUCCAACUACAAUAUAAUCUUGACAACCAAGAGUGAUAGAUGGAGAACUUUGUUGCUGUUUGAAAAUAAACAAGCAGCCAGUUUUCCUGAUUGAUUUAAAGAUCAUGACCUUGUGUUACCAUCUAUCCUUUUUAAUCUUGGCUGUUCUUACUUGUAGGUUGAAAGGGGCAGGUGAAUGUAAAGCUUUUGGAGACUGCACUCUUAAAUUUUAUAAAAUUAAGUAAAAACGCACUCUGCCUUCCUCUCCCUUCUUGGAGGUGGAAGUUGAGGAUGAGGGAGAGUUAUUUUUUUUUAACUUGAAACUUGUCCUUUGUUGCUUCUAAGCUGGUUGUGUGUAUCUUUAUUUUGUGAGUAAAAUAAAGAUCUAUUUGGAGUUUUAAAAAAAUGUAAGGAAUUUAUUCUUAACAGCUGCAUGUAAGUUUUGUAUAGCUUUUUUUUUCUUCUUCUUCAUACUAUUUGUCGCACUUGGAUUCUAGCCAUUCAUAGCGAAACAUUUGGUGAGUAAACAGUUUUGCUGAAGUAAACUCUGUGGCCAGAUUCAACUUGAGGAGCUACUGAAGUAGAAAAGUUGACCGACUUUGAGCUCUCAUUGACAGCCUCAAAUUUGAAAGUCCCAGGCAGCAUGUGAAAGAAGCAGUUCGACCGUGAACGGGAAGCACUCUUGUCAUCCGCUGCCCGCACGAGUGGGUGCUGCUGCUGGGUUUCCCACCAGAAGACCACCAAGGCCAGGAGGAGAGAGAGAAAAACGGGGCACCUUGGCAGGUGAUUUGGAGAUAGUACAACUAGAAAAUCCAGAGAAUUCAAGAGGUGUUGUUUUUAACAUGGCAGUAAAUUUAACUACACUUAAAAACUGAUUACAGUUACUGAAUCCCAGGACUAUCAUUUAUUUCAGAAAGAAUACAACUGAUAACAAGAUGUGGUUGUUCUUGGACUAAAUACCAAAGAGCUGGUGAAAAGAGUGCUAUAAGAACACAGCGAAGGGGAAGAAGCUGGCGCUGAGAGGGAGGUCAGUCCAAGGACGGGAGCAGAAGCAGCCCCAGAAGAAAGUGAGUCUUCACCGGAGGGAAAGGCCUGAACAGGAGAACACAGACACGCAGUAGUGUAUUUUCAACAAGCAGCUGGCCAGUUUUGCCAGUGACAGCAAAUAAAGUUGAAAACCUCA